GAAGGUGACAGUAACGGGUGAAUUGUUUUGAAUGCAACUCACAUCAGACGAAGGAGUUGCCCUCUCCAAACAGCAUCACAUUUAUGACCACCUCAGACAAGAAAGAUUAUAAACGACAGAUGUGAACGCUGCUACGCGCAACAUUAAUUUGAUGCAAAAUGCAACCGUUCUGAGCAGUAAAGAAUAACUUUAUAAUGCGGAAAUUGCUUUAAGCUAUAAUUAUCAGCAUAUGGACCUGGUGCCCGUUGGCUGAUACAUCAUUUACAAUCUGUGAGGCUGACGAGGCGGGACCGCCGACAGGAUGGUGGAGCGGUCGGACCGAGCCCCUCUGCUGGACUGGGAGGAGGUUCCGUCCGCGGAGAAGCCCAGCGGAGCGGCACCGGCGUCGGUACACACCAAGGAGCGACUGGCGAGCCCCUCCAACAGCCGUGCCCCAUCAGGAUGCUCCGCACCGGGGCUUGGGUGGAGCAGCGGUCCAGGGGGUCCCACUCACAGCAGGUCUGUAUCCAACGCAGACGGCUGCAGCGCCCCACCCGCGACCUCCAGCGACCCGACGGGCGAGGAUGAAGCCCUGCAUUCCAACGAGGAUCAUCUCUCGGAUUCAGGAUCGAUGGAGCUAUCGCUGGAAGACAGGAUGGUGAAAUGGGAGGAAAAGGACCAGAUUGUGUCGGUCUUUGUGGUUGCGUUCAAUACCAGAUCAGGAAACAUGCUGGAGUGGUGUCUGCCCAAAGACAUGGACCUGGAAGGAGUGGAGUUCAAGGCCAUCGCCAGCGGCUCCCACCGGGUCACCACAGACUUCAUCUACUUCCGGAAGGGCUCCUACUUUGGCCUCGCCUGCUUUGCCAACAUGGCGGUGGAGAGCGCGGUGGAGAGGGGGGCGAGGAUGAAGUCGGUGGGGAUCCUGUCUCCUUCCUACACCCUGCUCUACCGCUACAUGAGCUUUCUGGAGCACCAGGUUAGGCUCCAGCUUCAGGCCCCAGGCCACUACUCUCCCCUGGAGGCCUUCUAUGAGGACAAGAGAGCACUUCUGCCCCCCAGUGGUGAUGGUGCUGUCACUGCAUGUCCAGCCAAUGCCUGGGGAGCAGCUAUCAACCACUGCAUGCACCCUGAGAUGAAGAUCACCCACCCUGCAGGCUGCAUGUCCCAGUUCAUCCGCUUCUUUGGGGAGCAGAUCAUGGUGCUGUGGAAACUGGCUCUCCUCCGCAGACGCAUCCUCAUCUUCUCCCCUCCACCCGUGGGCGUGGUGUGCUACAGAGUGUACUGCUGCUGUUGCCUGGCAAACAUCUCCAUCCCCGGGAUCGGCGAGGCUGUGCCCGAGUUCCGCCCCUUCUUCUACGUUAACGUGGCCGACAUCAGUGCCCUGGAGAACGAGCUCUCCUACGUGGCGUGUACAACGGAGAAGAUCUUUGAGGAGAAGAAGGAUCUGUAUGAUGUGUAUGUAGACAAUCAGAAUGUAAAGACCUACAGGGACGGCCUGAAGCCUCUGCUCCGCCUCAGCAACGCCGACAGGGACAAAUAUCGCAAACUCACUGAACAGAGGCAGAUGUUGCUGUACUCCCAGGAGGAGAAUGGUGACUGCGUUUCCAGUGAAGAGGAUCUCUUUAUCCUGUUUUUCCUGGAGCAGAACAACAGGAUUUUCCAGACCCUCGGCGAGGUGGCAGGGAGCCCCGAUCCCACGCUGACCCAGGAGAGCGUGAGGGCCAUGGGUCUGGAUCCUCAUGGAGACAGGCUCUUCCUGCUCCACCUGCUGGAGAUCUAUGGCUAUGACACCCUGCUGGUGUCAGAGCAGCUGUGCUGCAGUUGAGAGAUCAUGGACAGCUGGCUUUCCGCCUUUUAUCACUGCUGGUUUCAAAAAGGGGGUUGAUUCGCCUCAAGCUAACGUCAAGUGCUGCACUACUGGCUUCUUGGAGUCUUCAGGACCGUUUGGAAUUUCUCUGGUAGAACUUUUUUUUGUUGUAUAUAGCCCUGUGCUUCUUUUGUUCACCGUGGUUGUGCUCCCUCACAACCUGCUGGAAAGAGCAACAAUCAUCUUCAUGUAUUAUCACCAAGAGUAAUGUUGUCAAUUCUACUUGGAUACAUUCUCAUGGAGGCUUAGGAUGGAUUACUUGCCCUCGGCUGAUUAAAAGAGAUUCUCUGGAUCGGAUACAGCUGCAGUAUUUCAGCACUGAGCCGUGUUUGAAUGCCACGGAUGGCAGGUCCAUGACGAUUAAUCAACACUAAAGUGGCCUGAACUGUACUCGGACAGAGCGAGAGACUUUUUCCAAGAUGAAGCCAGUGAUUUGUGGAUUUUCAGCAAACAAAACUUGUACCAAGGACUGAUGUAUGAAAGAGAAAAAGAGAGGUAGCCGUUCUGUAAAUAAUCCUUUAUGUAUAGUGUGUUUAGCGUAUGUGUGAUAUGGGGUCCGCCUCUCUGCCAGUGUUGCUUUCCUUGUAUCAAGCGCUGGAUUCAAACAUCUCAUUUUUAAGCCUGUAUGUCCGAAUCAGGGCGUCCUUACUUGAAAUCGAACUCACGAGCAGGUCAAACCACCCUCGUCUUCAAGACCCAUGUCUGUAAGCACUGCUGUUUCACUGGCACGUGGUGCGACAAAUUGAGGAGUUUGUCAUUUAAUGUUAAGACAAAUUACUUUAAAGACCAAAUCAGAUUUUCUAAUGAUGUCGAACAGGAAAAGGGGAGACGUCCACGUGGACAUAAAGGCUACUUGAAAUGGCUUUAUUUGCAGCGGCGCUGUCCGCUGGGCCUGCAGUGGUUACACAAAGAGCCAGUUUAGUCUUGAAUGCUUUUCUCAGAUGUCCAGUUGUGUUUGCAGCUCUAGCAUCAACACAGAGACGGGCCUUCAGGGGGCCAGUUCACAACUUCAGAUGAUCCUCUCAAUUCAGAGACACCGAGUUGGUUAUUUAACAGCUCCCAUCUGCAGCAUAGAGAAUCGGUUAAGACGCAACACUAGAACUAUUUACGCUCCGUACAUUUUGAAGCACAGCAGCAUAUGCUUUCGGCUUCGUCAGUAGAGAAGUAACAUCGUGUAGCGCAUAAGUGACAUAAAAGAAACAAGGUUCUUGGUUAUUCGGAAAGGAAGUGAGAACAUCAAAGCUGCAUUAAUCUGAUUUUGGAUUGUUACAAUUUGAAUGGCUGGUGAAGUAGCGAAGAAUGGCCCCUAAUUGAAAAAGACACAUUAGCAUCAACAUGGAGUCGUUGUUUGUCUGUGAAAAAUAAAAGCUUUAAGCUGCUCGACUUUCUUCACCAGCUAGCGGCUAAUGUUGUCAGUCUCCUGUUUAGCGCUAAAUAGGUAGCAAUUGAAAUGUUUUGCCGAAAAAACAAAACCCAAUCCGUUGAUGCUGGAAGCAUGAUUGGUGAGAGUAGUGAACCAUUCAGUUAAAUGUUCCAUAAAACCAUAACUAGCUAAGAGGCUUAAAAAGCUUGCUAGUUAUUUUUCCCUUUGAUGGGACAUUUAUGAUUUUAGCUUGCAUCCCUCCAUAGAUCAGGUAUAAUUGAACAAUUUGUGUAGAACAGCAAUGUCAGUGUUUUGUGGGUAUGUAUUUUGGACUAUCAUUACAUCACUGCAAUGUGAAAAUACAUGCGCUGAAAAAAGAAAAAAAAAAAAAAAAAAAAAAAAACACUAUUGAAAUAAGUCAAUCUGAAAAAGAAACUUUUUUUCUUCCCCAUUGAAACAUAUUGCAGAAGCUAACCCAGUGCUUUGGUUACUGCACACAAACGACACAAUGUUAUUGUGCCGUUUUAUAUUUUACACUGAUCGUUUAUUCUGUUAAAUGUGUUAUUUAGACUUUCUUUAGGUGUUUAUCGUUUGAGUGUAAAUAUUCAAUUGCUGUAUCUGUGAAGAAAUGGGGUCAGUUGAAUGUGUUUUAUAAGACAAAUGAUCCCACAGAGCCUCUGUGUAUCACUGAACCCCUCAUGCAAUCGUGUGUCCGCCACAUCGCAUGGCACCUUAGAUUACGUUGUACAAAGCUGAAGCAAGCAUCUUUGUAGGUGAAGGGAUAGUCCGACUCAUGUUAAAACACCUUCACUUUAUUUACUUUACCGUAAAAAAACAUUUCAGAAAUAAAGUGCAUCGCCACCG
This is a messenger RNA of Anarrhichthys ocellatus (wolf-eel), 4073 nucleotides long. Its product is annotated as DENN domain-containing protein 11-like. The coding region runs from base 302 to 1804 and encodes 500 amino acids. Lineage: Eukaryota; Metazoa; Chordata; Actinopteri; Perciformes; Anarhichadidae. The record is from RefSeq and is a predicted model, not a curated record. The transcript is spliced from 9 exons. Gene Ontology annotation, cellular component: cytoplasm.